AUGCCAGCAAAUUAUAAAAGACGUUCUAUUGAAGAAGAAGAAGAGUUUAGAAAUUUAAAACGACUCAAACGAGCUAAACAGCAAAAAAAUAGACGAUCAUAUGAUAAAUUCAUAGUACAACCAUUAGAUGUACAAGAAAAUUAUAUAGGAGAAAUGAAUGUUAUAUGCAAACAUUGCAAAGCUAAGCAUUUUAUAUCUGAAGAAGUGAACAAUAAAAAGAAUUCAUUUAAUGACUGUUGUAAUCAUGGUGAAGUUGAACUUGAGUCAUUGCCUGAUCCACCUCAACUUAUAAAAGAUUUAUUCAAUCGUAGUCACGAAUGUUCAGGGAUUUUUCAUGAACGAAUACGAUUGUAUAAUAACGCGUUUGCACUGGCUUCUUUCAACUCAAAUUUAGUCAAAUUUCGUUCGAAUAAUCGUCCUGGCCCAUAUUGCUUCAAAAUACAAGGUCAAAUUUAUUACCAAAUAAAUACUUCUUUGUAUCCACAUGAAGAAGAAACUCCUUCAUUCGGUCAACUUUUCAUAAUUGACCAGAAUGAAGCUGCUGACAUUCGAUCACGCGUGAAUGGAGUUUCAAGUUUGAAUAGAGAAAUUAUAGAUGGGAUUGGCAAUAUUCUUCGUGAUAUAAAUGUAUUUGCUCGAUCAUACAGAAUGAUGCAUGAAGAGUUGCAACAAACAAUGUUGAACAAUAAUGAACAAAUAGAACCAGAAAUGAAAUUAAUAUUUUCUUUAAAGCCUGGAAUGGAUACUCGACGAUACAUUGAGCAGAGAAUUAAUGAAGUUGCUGCAAUUUUUACAACGACUGCUGAUGGAGAUAUUCCUGAAUCGUAUGUAACAAUACAUAAUAAAAACACUAAAAAACUAGAAUAUGUUAGCUCAAUGGAUCCAAAUGUUGAACCGAUGGUGUAUCCAUUGUAUUAUCCAUACGGUACAAGAGGAUGGCACAAAGAUAUUCCAUGUGUUAAUAAAUCAAAACGUGUUUCAAGAGCUGCUUAUACUAAGUAUAGAAUGGCAACUCGGGAUGAGAAUAUAUUCUUAAUGGGUGGAAGACUAUUUCAGCAAUGGGUGGUUGAUAGUUAUGUCAAAAUUGAAAAAGAUAGAAUGAAUUUCUGUCGAAUAAAUCAAAAAAAAAUUCGUGCAGAUAGUUAUCAAGGGCUUAUUGAUCAUUUGCAACAAAGAGUGAACGAAAGUGAUGGACGUUUUGGAAAAAUAGUAAUUCUUCCAUCAACUUUCACGGGCUCUCCACGGAAUAUGCUUCAACAUUACCAAGAUGCAAUGUCCAUAGUAAGACGUUUUGGUAAACCAGAUUUAUUUAUAACAAUGACAUGUAAUCCAAAUUGGCGAGAAAUCAAAGAAAAUUUAUUAUAUGAAAAACUUUUUGGUGAAGUUCAAGCGUAUGUUUAUGUGGUUGAAUAUCAAAAAAGAGGAUUACCACAUGUUCAUAUUUUAAUAACGCUAAAACAAAACAGUAAAAUCAGCACUUCAAAUAUCGUCGAUAAAUACAUUGCUGCAGAAAUUCCAGAUAGAGAUUCAAAUCCUAGACUUCAUGAUAUUGUCAUUAAAAAUAUGAUUCAUGCGUGUGGAGAUUGGUGCAGAAAUGAUCAAAAUAAAUGUUCAAAGAAUUUCCCGAAAUUAUUUCAAAAAGAAACAUUAAUGGAUGAAAAUGGAUAUCCAACGUAUCGUCGUAGAAAUACUGGUGUUUGUCUAGGUCCAAAUGAAAAAUCUAUUGAUAACCAGUACGUUGUUCCUUAUAAUUCUGUAUUAUUAUUGUUAUUUGAUUGUCAUAUAAAUGUAGAAGUAGUGUCGAGUAUAAAAGCAAUAAAAUAUCUAUACAAAUAUAUAUAUAAAGGACAUGAUGCCGCUUCAAUCGUUUUAACUGAUUCUAAUAAAAAUAUUGAACAUGAUGAAAUUAAAAAUCAUAUAGAGACUCGAUAUGUAGGUCCUGUUGAAGCAUGUGAUCGGAUUUUUGGGAGACCAUUGCAACAAAAAAGUCAUUCUAUAAUAAGAUUACCAGUGCAUUUAUCGAAUCAACAGAAUGUUACUUUGACUGAUGAAGCUGGUGAGGAGUCUAUACGUGCAGCAAUGGACCAACAUACAAUGUUAAUGGAUUAUUUUGCUUUAAAUGAACGUGAUCCGUUGGCUAAGACAUUUACUUAUGCAGAAAUCCCUGAACAUUAUGUAUUUAAAAAAGGAUCAGGUCCAUGGCAAAAACGUAAAAAACAUUUCAACGUUAUUGGGAGAAUGUAUUCUAUUAGUCCGAGUCAAGUUGAAUUGUUCCACCUGAGAUUACUGCUAUUAACAGUUAAAGGAGCUACAAGUUUCGAAAAUAUCAGAGUGAUUGAUGGUGUAACGCAUGACAGUUAUCACAGUGCAUGUUUGGCAUUAGGCUUAAUUGAAGACGAUGAAGAAUGGGAUCGUUCAAUGACAGAAGGUGGUGUGUGGAUGAUGCCUCAUCAAUUGCGGAAUUUAUUCGUUCGUAUUUUGAUUUAUUGCCAUCCUGUUAAUCCAGAGAAGCUUUGGGAAGAUCAUAAAGACUUCAUGGCUGAUGAUUUUAAAAGAAAACAUAGCUUGACUCAAUCAUAUGCAAGAGCAUAUCGAGAAAUAAAUAACCUUCUUUUAAGAGAAAAAUCAGAUCUUAGUAAAUUUCCAACAAUGCCAUCGCUGAUUGAAUUUGAGAAAAUAGAUAGUAUAAAUGAUAAAGAAAUCGUCAUCAAUCAUAAAGAAAUCGGUUCAGCUCAAUAUGCAAAUUUGAAUAUCAAACAAAAGAUCAUAGUUGAUCAACUAAUCAAUGCAACAUUGUACAGUGAAAAUGAUUCAUCAAAAACAUGUUUUUAUAUUGAUGGACCAGGUGGAUCAGGAAAAACAUAUGUUUACAGUACCAUUUAUCAUUUAUUGAAGAGUAAAGGAAAAAAUAUUGUUACAAUGGCUUUUACAGGCAUAGCAGCUAUAUUACUUCCAGCAGGAAGAACAAUGCAUAAUGUUUUUGGCAUGCCUGUUCCAAUCUACACUGAUUCAACAUCAAACAUUAAGUUGCAAUCGAAAGAAGCCAAAGAACUUGAAAAUAUUGAUGUAAUAAUUUGUGAUGAAGCACCAAUGGCGCCUAGAUAUUGUAUGGAGUUAGCUGAUAGAACUUUACGUGAUAUCACAAAAUUAGAUUUACCGUUCGGUGGAAAAAUAGUUCUAAUGGGUGGUGAUUUUAGACAGCUGUUGCCAGUACUUAAAAAUGUGGCUGUAUUAGCAGCAAGACAUAUAGAUGUAGAUGAUAUAAAUGAAAGAGUUGUGCAGCUUCUAGACAAAAACUCAGAGAAAAUUUAUACAGGUGUGGAUAGUACACAAAAUUGUGAUAAUAGUGAUCUUGAAGAUGUUCUAUUACCGGAGUAUUUGAAUACUUUGAAUCCUCCAAAUUUUCCACCUUAUAAAUUAAAAUUAAGAUUGAAUUGCAUUGUUAUGCUUCUUCGAAAUCUGAGUACAGGUGAAGGUGAUAUUGAUCUUUUGGCUUUAAAUAAGGAAAGUUACAUAAGCUUUACUAAACGUGUUAAAAAUACUAAGAUUGAAUUACGUUUUAUAGACUCCUUUGAAUUCAUGGGCAGCUCAAUAAGUACACUGGCGAAUGAAUUAGAGGAUAAUGCUAAAAGUAUAAGUCGUAGUUAUUGUGAAAAUUUGAAACAAUUUAAAUUAAUAACAGAAAAAGGUAUAUUUCCGUAUGAUUAUAUUGAUUGUUGGGAAAAAUUUGAUGAAGAACAAUUGCCCUCAAAACUUGAUUUUUAUUCUCAACUUAAUGAAGAGCAUGUGAGUGAUGAUGAUUAUGCUCAUGCUUGCAAUGUAUGGAGAGUAUUUAAAUCAAAAAAUCUGGGAGAAUACUCAGAUUUAUAUCUCCGUACAGAUGUUCUUCUUUCAGCUGAUAUGUUUGAAAAUUUUAGAUAUUUUUGUUUGAAUACCUAUGAUUUAGAUCCAGCUCAUUAUUACACUCUCCCAGGGUUGAGUUUUAACGCAAUGUUAAAAUAUUCAGAGAUUGAGUUGGAAUUAUUGAUAGAUGUUGAUAAAUUAUUGUUUAUUGAAGGGGGUAUUAGAGGCGGCUUAUCACAAUGUUCACAUCGUCAUCUUUCUGCAAAUAAUAAGUAUAUGAAAGAAUAA
Molecule: messenger RNA, 4131 nt
Organism: Aphidius gifuensis
Lineage: Eukaryota; Metazoa; Arthropoda; Insecta; Hymenoptera; Braconidae
Exons: 4
Coding region: 1-4131 (1376 amino acids)
Biological process (GO): DNA repair; telomere maintenance
Molecular function (GO): DNA helicase activity
Source: RefSeq, a predicted model, not a curated record